Baudoinia panamericana UAMH 10762 is the source of this 1376-nucleotide messenger RNA. RefSeq lists its product as uncharacterized. The record is from RefSeq and is a predicted model, not a curated record. Bases 246 to 1172 code for a protein of 308 amino acids. Lineage: Eukaryota; Fungi; Ascomycota; Dothideomycetes; Mycosphaerellales; Teratosphaeriaceae. The transcript has a single exon.
UAUGGACGUGUCGAUGGCACAGCGCCUGCUUACAUACGUGUGUAGAGGCACCUGCUUGCUGCAGCCAGCCGUGUCGUGCCUUCUAUAUCUAAGCGGUCCCACUCGCCCUGUCGAAGCUUUAACACUCGCUCCGGCCACCUUCACUUUGCCAGCACGCAUCCGUUCUGGCCGCGCCAAAGCACAAUACCAAGCAACACAAUGGCCAUAUCGAGUAGCAGAGUUUCUGGCGUGCCUGUGCUGGCAACAUGCAUCACAGAAGCACCGACAGUUGUCACUGUUCCAGGCGGAGGCGGCGAGCUGGCAACUAUCACGCCGAUCUCUGUUGCACCGAUACUGCUCAUACCAGCCUCAUCCCUCAACAUUGCAAUCUACAACCCCAGCCAGCCGGACGUGUUCUCCGCACAAACGACGUACUCUCAUAUUCCGACCGCAAGUACGUUCCCAACGCAAACGCAACAAAGCGUGAAUGGAAACAUUCUUUCAGCACCCAUAUCCGACCAUGGGAUCUGGUACCGGCAUCAUUGGACUGUCUCGGCAACGUGGGUGCUGUGCUGCUACAGCGUAGUCUCAUGCUUCGUGCUAUGCUUCAUGCUGUGCUCAGGAAGGCUAGACUGGAAGGGCAAUGUAAGUCUUCGGCAAGGCCGCAGAGUUUGCGCGGGACUAACGGAAGGCAGCUGUGGCUAGGACCUCUCCGCCAAGCUCGUCGCACGUUCGCACAAGCCAUCGAGCUGAACGGGCUAAGUGUGAACCCACGUGAAGCGGCCCAACUCUUCAGCCAGUACGCCGAAGAGCGCGCCAGGAUCAUUGCUGAGAUCAGGGCGGCACGACUCAAUUGGCCGCAAGAGCUGCAACCGCCGGAGCACAAUGAGUCGCAAAGUGGUGCGGUAUCUGUCGCGGAGACGGAGAUCAACUUUGACUUCGAUGUCCGACUGAACAACGGUUUCGUUCUUUCACCCUGGAGUACAAUGAGCCGGGAGAGCCAGCGUUCACGGCGAAGACCAAUGAAUGAGGAAACGCGGCUGUGGCUUGAACAGAAUACCAUGCCAAUGAUGCAUCACCCCACUGUCACGCGCGGAGAGUAUGAUCUGUUCUUGACUUUGCAGAGGCGAAUGGAGCGAGUUCAGGAAAUGCAACGGCUGCAGGAGAGGAUGCGGGAAGUUGGAUGGACGUGAAUGUUUGGUGCAUCCCACAUGCGAUGGUUGCGCUGCUUUGGAAUGAUUACCAUCGGGGCAGCAGAGGGGCCAAGACGGUGUCAGAACUCCACUUGACGAAGAGCGACCAGUGACUGUUUGAAGUGUCUGUCAUACCAUUAGUACAUUCCUUACGAAGGGUACUCACGUGCUGUCGCUCGCCCUUCGCGCCUUCUCCACUUCUCC